Messenger RNA from Dendronephthya gigantea, 3703 nucleotides. RefSeq names its product speract receptor-like. The record is from RefSeq and is a predicted model, not a curated record. The transcript has 9 exons. Bases 1597 to 2919 code for a protein of 440 amino acids. NCBI's taxonomy places the organism in Eukaryota, Metazoa, Cnidaria, Anthozoa, Malacalcyonacea, Nephtheidae.
AUUAUAAGGUUUUAAAAAAAUAAAAUGGUUUUUUUAUCGAAAUUAUUAUACGUAGCAUAAUAUUGUGACAUUGUAAAAUCCGUCUGAACGUGUGCAUAUAGUAUUCGAAUACGUUUUUUAGUAAUUGGAAGUGAGAAUUCAUUGUAAGCUGUGUGUGUUCCCCGGCAGGAUUUGGCUCCUGGACGUUUCUAGAUCAAAAUAAUGGGAUGAUAAACAUCUUAGGCUUCUUGGCAAAAACCCUUCCUAAAAUUUUCCUGCACUGAAUAUUAUGCCAAAGUUCAGCAAAAAUACCCAACUCACGAAUACAAAUAUCCCGACUGAUCACUAAUUUUAGCAAAAAAUUACCCGAAUUUUGGUGGAAUUCAAUGAAAAUUUGCCAACUUUUUUGAGAGAGUUUAUUUUAUUAAAACCGCGGAAAAGUAACCCCCGGAAGAAAAGUAAUGAAAUUAGAAAACAAAAAACUAGCUCGUCGCUAUGUGGGUACGUAUAUAAACUAAUAAUCACAAAAAUAAACACUGUAAAAAUAUAUUCUAUUUCACAUAUAGAAGUUUUUCAGAAUCGUACGCGAUCUGUAUCGGCGUGAUUUAAAAAAUAAGGCGAAUAUAGCUAUAUAUAGAUGAGAUCAAAGAUGAGCAGGCGGGCGAAAUCGGCUCAACUACAACCUAGAUUUGAUAAUUGUUGGGUUUUUCAGCUUAAUUUUAAACCGAAUUGUGUAUUUUUAAAAUGCCACGUAGUUGGAAAACUGCAAGUAUGCCGGAAUAAGCGCGCUGUUACUCUAUAUCGAUCUCGCGAUGCAAAAUUCGAUAACUUUUUCAUCAGUAGUAUAUAUCUGGCCGUAUCAUAGAUAGAUUGCGUAGGAGAACACCUUGAAAACAACGCUGACGUCAUGUUAUAUCUGAAAUAUACAUUCGAAGAGGUUACAGUUCUCACUACUAUAACAGAACCAAGCUGGAAAUCCCAGGUGAGUUUGACCCAGUAUAUAGUUAAUAGAAUAUAUAUUUAAUAAACCGCAACCGAGAUAUCAGCCGUUAAACAUGCAAUUGAAAUAUACUCGUUUGAAUCUUGUCUCUGCCCAUAUCUCCGCUUCUCAAAAUAUUUUCAUUAAUUUUUUCAAUCUUAUUUUGCAUUUCUCUCUUUUGUACCUAUACACGUGUACACCGAUAAGAUAUUCUAUCCGUUCGUCAUGUUUAAUUAAGAGAUUUCGAACGCCCACAAAUUAUUGUUUCCUCUUGCUUGCCCCGAUGCAGUUAUAAAAGAGAAAGCCAUUUCAAUCUUCAAAGAAAUUGUCAUUCAAACGCUACCAGCAAAGCCUGAUUUUGGUACUGAUACAGUUCACCUAAAGAAGGAGUAUAUUUAUUAAAGGCUGGCUCGAUUGACGCAGAAGGUCACCCAAAGAAGAUAGGAUCGACUGGAAACUGAAAUUCUAAUUUUACUACAGCAGCCACUACGGUUUCCGCUUUGGAUUCGUCGAAGGUAUAAACUCAGAACGAGUUUACGUACAUCAUCUUUAAAGAUUGCCGUUGAUCAGCCACAAUUUUAACUCAAUAGGAAAUAGCGUGUCAUAGCAACGCAGAGCUUUGUAAUCGUCGAAAAAAAAUGGCCAGCAAAAUGCACAUCGUCGUUUUCCCUCUUAUUCUUGCGUUCGCAUCUGCAAACUCGUUGGAAGAGUUCAAAUUGGGCGUAUUGCUACCGUACACGUUCGAUGCCAACUGGGAUUUCCCGGCGGCCGAUCAUUACGCUUCGGCGGUUAGCCUGGCAGUGGAGAAAGUCAACAGCGAUCCCACAACAUUGCCUAACGCGAAACUCAGUUUCAUAUGGAAUAACACGGCGUGUAACCAAAGUAAAAUGGUAGCGCAACAGCACUGGCAGAUCAAACAAGGGGUCGUUGGCUUCAUCGGACCAAGCUGCUAUGGAAGAAAAGCUGCCAGAGUAGCAAAACGACGUGAUUUAGCCGUCGUUUCAUAUGAUUGUCAAGAUACUCAUGUCUCAAACAAAAAGUUGUAUCCAAACUUUGCUCGUACCAACCCGCAACACAGCAAGGCCGCGUUCCCCAUCCUCUCCUUUUUGAAGGCGAGAGGCCUGGAACGAGUUAAAAUCGUUUAUCAAGGAAGCAAGAAAUGGAUGACGUUCAAGAAAUUUGUAGCGCGCCUUUUGAGACGCAAUGGUGUGGAAAUCGCAGACACUGUAAAGGUCACCAUGUUUGAAUUUGCCAUGGGGGCCGUUCCUGGGAAGUUCAAUUCUAUUCCUUCUGGGUCUCAAGCAACAAUAUUGGCGACCGACUUUGGUAUAGCCAGAGAGAUCAUGUAUUAUAUGCAAGCAUAUGCUGAAAAGAAUCCGUCCGACUCGUACUCGAAGCAUCACUUCAUCACUGCACCUUCUGGCAAGGUGGAGAUAAAGGUUAACAUUCAGCAUCCAUUCAAAUGGUUUUUUAGUCAUUUUGUGAAAACUACUAAAGAGAGAACAAACGUGACCAAAAGAGCAUUUGAAAAGCUUUCGAUUGUCGCCAAUGUUCCCGAUAUGGAAACAGAUCAGCAUAAAGCUUUUGAAGAGGAAUUGAAAAAGAAGUCUUCCGAAUAUCCCUGGUUUAGCCGAGCUUACCAAGGAUGUUUAAAACUUAAAGGAUCGUGCAUUUUCAAUAGAUCCACCGCGAAGAUUCCUGCCAAAGGGGCGUACUUAUACGAUGCCGUGAUGCAGUUUGCUAAAGCCUUACAUGAAGUAAGGCAAGAUGGUAAAAUGCCGACGGGAAAGAAUAUUGUUGAUAGACUAAAAGGAAAGCACUUCGUAGGUGCUGACGGCCAUCAACAUCAGUUCGACGAGAACGCGGAUGUAAUAUAUCACUUUACAAUCCUCCGUUUAACUAGAGACAAAAAUGAUGAAUUAAAUAUGCUACCUGUGGAGUCUUCAGACAGAAGACGUUAACAGAACUAGCCUGUCACAUGUGUUAAAGAAAUCUAUAAGACAAAGAAGAAAAUAUAGUUUUGAGGUCCAUGCAUGACUGUGUAGAUUGUAGACAGAAGCCUUAAAGGAUACGUUCACACACUCACGAUUUCUCGGGUCAAUCCCAAAUUGAUGUUAAAGAAUAAUGACAUUUGAAAUAGUUAGGUGCAAUGCUAAAAUGACAAAAUCUUACACAACAGACAUUCCAUAGACUUGCAAGAUAACAUCAAGAGAGAUCCAUCCGAAAAAUCGCUGUGUGUUUAACGUACUUGUGACAAAAAAUUGAAUAUUGUUUUACACCGUAUAAUUAGUGUUUAUGAAGACAUUAUAAAGGCCGUGAGGAAAUUCUCAUCUUGCCUAUCCCUUCUUCAAUUCUAAUAAAACUGUAGUGGAACCUAAAUUUCCUAAAAUUUUACCUCUAAUUAUGACUGUAGUGACGAUAGUCUCAACACUUUUAGCGUUGUAAAGCAAUAUUAGGUUUUGGCUUUAAAAAUGGUCAUGUAUAUUGCUGUAUGAUUCGUACCAUGUUAUAAUAAGAUAUCUUAUGUAGUUGGUCUAUAGGCACAGUUGCAUAGAAGAUGAUAUAGUACGUUUUGUGAAAAUAGUGUCAAUAGAUAAAUUAGUAUUAGGUAUUAACUCACUGCAAACAACACUCGCGUUGUUUUUGCUGAAUGUACAUAUAAAUAUGUUAUUAGAGCACAGACACUGCCCCAAACGGCUGCACUGGCACAUUUUAUUUAAGAGAGAUGUAUUAAAUGACAAUUCA